AUGCGAACAAUCGCUGAUGUCGGUGACUAUCGCUUCUCAACUUGCCACGUGAAUGCCUCUAUUGAGGAGGUGUACAGAACAGACGUACAAAGGCUGGUUGAUGCCGCUGUUGGUGGCAUUGACGGGGUUAGAAUGGUCGAAGUGGCUGAUGAGAAAAUACGAGAUGCCCUCGGGCAAGCGAAUCGAUCAGGAAGUCCUAUCUGCAACAUAGUAGAGAAUUAUGAACAAUACAACAGCCCGGACUAA
This is a messenger RNA of Perkinsus marinus ATCC 50983, 246 nucleotides long. RefSeq lists its product as hypothetical. The record is from RefSeq and is a predicted model, not a curated record. The transcript has 4 exons. The coding region runs from base 1 to 246 and encodes 81 amino acids. NCBI's taxonomy places the organism in Eukaryota, Perkinsozoa, Perkinsida, Perkinsidae.